Messenger RNA from Candoia aspera, 1804 nucleotides. It is a transcript of the gene SMYD3, whose product is annotated as SET and MYND domain containing 3. Gene Ontology annotation, molecular function: protein binding; histone methyltransferase activity. Lineage: Eukaryota; Metazoa; Chordata; Lepidosauria; Squamata; Candoiidae. The record is from RefSeq and is a predicted model, not a curated record. Gene Ontology annotation, cellular component: nucleus. The transcript is spliced from 12 exons. The coding region runs from base 24 to 1397 and encodes 457 amino acids.
GGCUCUUUUUGCUCCAAGGAAAAAUGGUUCCGGUCGCAAACAGAGCAGCGUCACGUGGGGACGGAGGCGGGAAGCGUGCUUUUCGGCAAGGCCUCUCUGUUUAUUCCCUGCUCUGCGGAGCGGUAAUGGAAAAGUUUGCAAGCCCAGGCAAAGGCAACGGCCUGCGCCUUUUGAAGGCGGUGAAACCGGGGGAGUUGCUGUACUGCGCGGCUCCCUUCGCUUACAUCGUCAGCAAGAAGCGCCUGGGAGGCUCGUGCGAGCAUUGUCUGCGCAGGAAGCAGCAGCUACUUAGGUGUUCUCAGUGCAAAGUUGCAAGAUACUGUGAUGCACACUGUCAGAAAGAAGCCUGGCUGGACCACAAACGGGAAUGCAAAUGUCUUAAGCGUAUUGACCCUAAUUUUCCUCCUGACUCAGUGAGGCUUGUUGGAAGGAUCAUUUUCAAAGUAUUAAGGCAAUCAGCAUGCCCAUCGGAAGAGCUGUAUUCUCUUUCUGAUCUUCAGUCAAAUGUUGAUCAGUUAAGUGAAGACAUGACAGAAGGCCUCAGGCACCUUGCUAGGACACUGCAGUUGUAUUUGAAGGUGGAAAUCCAAGAUGUUUCUCAGCUUUUCCCGGCCUUAGAUGUUUUUCAGAUCUUUGCAAAAGUGACCUGUAACUGUUUCAGCAUAAGCAAUGGAGAAAUGCAGGAUGUUGGUGUUGGACUUUAUCCCAGCAUGUCCUUGUUGAACAACAGUUGUGAUCCUAAUUGUGUGGUCAUCUUUGAGGGUCCCCAACUCCACCUUCGGUCCAUCCGGGAAAUUCAGUUGGGAGAAGAGCUCACUAUCAGCUACACUGAGACUGUAAUGCCCACUCCUGAACGUCGGCAGAAUCUGAAGCGCCAGUAUUGUUUCGAGUGUGACUGCUUCACGUGCCGUAUGCAGAGCAAGGAUGCUGACAUGUUGGCAGGUGAUGAGCAAGCUUGGAAAGAAGCCAAAGAAGUUAUAAAUGCAGUAGGAGCACCAAAGUCACGCGAAGAGUGGGAGCAAGUUCUGUCAUCCUGCCAAACAUUACUGAAGAGCAACACUUCUCGUCUCCCAGACACCAACAUCUAUCAGCUAAAAUUACUUGACCUCGCCAUGGAUGCCUGCAUAAACCUUGGCCUUUUUGAGGAAGCUUUACAUUAUGGUAACAGAACUUUGGAACCCUACAGGUUUUAUUAUUCCGGCUUCCAUCCUUUGAGGGCUAUCCAGAUGAUGAGAGUGGCCAAGUUGCAGCACAGCCAGGACAUGUCCUCCCAGGCCCUUGAAACCCUGAAACAGGCCUAUGAUAUUAUGAAAGUGACUCAUGGGACAGAGCACAGCCUCGUGCAGGACUUGCUGAUGCUUAAAGAAGACUGUGAGGCUGGCAUGCCAUUAAAAUAAAGAUGACCUGCAAGACACAACCUAGCAGAAGGAGAACAGAGAGAAGACCCAAAAGAAAAUUUAUUACAUUUAUCUUCCUUGACCAGACUUGUGGCAAUAAAAUCACCAUAUAUAUUGAGUAGAUUUCCAUUGAUCUGAGUACUGCUGAGAAAAGUGGUCUAGUUGUUUUAUUGUGUAAUCUGUGCAUUAUUACUUCCACUAAUUCUCCAAGUGAAAUUUCUCAACAGUCAGUAAUUCCAGCAGAAACUGCUUCCUGCUGAGCAGUGGGUUGAAAAGACACCAGGAAAAUUCCAAGCUACAAUUUGUUUGUAAUUUCUUUAUAAUUGAAAACAUAGAAAAUGCUAACUUGCGUAAGUGCAUUAUGAGAUGGGUAUAAAUUAAAAUGCAUAUAUUCAAAUACCUUUUAA